Messenger RNA from Etheostoma spectabile (orangethroat darter), 2109 nucleotides. Its product is annotated as scavenger receptor cysteine-rich type 1 protein M130. The transcript is spliced from 10 exons. Gene Ontology annotation, biological process: zymogen activation. Gene Ontology annotation, molecular function: serine-type endopeptidase activity. Lineage: Eukaryota; Metazoa; Chordata; Actinopteri; Perciformes; Percidae. Gene Ontology annotation, cellular component: plasma membrane. The record is from RefSeq and is a predicted model, not a curated record. The annotation marks the transcript as partial.
AUGACGGUUGUGUCGUCAGAGAACUUCAGGAGUUUAACAUGGGUUCUCCUAGAGCCUCACCUGCUGACUCCUGUCAGUCAGGAAGUUUGGAUCCCUGACAGGUGGAGGCUGGCACAAAGGUUAUUGUCGGCACACAUGUCCUACACAAAAGCUGAUGUAAGAUGUCACAGUGUCGAGACAGAGUCCGCCUCCCUUUGUUUUCCCCGUGAGCUCCAGUACGCGGUCCGCCCGGUAAAGAUUGAAUCCCGGGAGGAGAAGAGCGCUGUCCGGGAUGCGCGGAGUGAGCCAGGAUUCGGUAAAGCAGAGGGCGGCAGAUCUGCAGAAGUCCGAGUUAGUUCUGUUGAGGAGCAGCAGUUCAUCCAUUUUGUUGGCCAGAGAGCGGACAUUUGCCAGUCUGAAUCAGGGACUUGUUGUUCUGGGUCUGGGGUCUUUUCUCUCUCUCUGUUAUCUUCUAUCAUCUCUCCAGACUCUGUCAGGCUGGUGGACGGGACCAGUCUGUGCUCAGGCAGACUGGAGGUGAAGACUAACCAGUCUACCCAGACCUGGUCCUCAGUGUGUGAACAGGACUUUGACCAGCAGGAUGCAGAGGUGGUCUGCAGGGAGCUUGGCUGUGGGGCUCCUUCAGUCCUCCAAGGGGCGCUCUAUGGAGACAUGGAGCCUCCAAUGAGGACCAAAGAGUUCCAGUGUGGAGGCCAUGAGUCUGCUCUCCUGGACUGUAGAAGCUCAGGCUCAGAUAGAAACACCUGCUCACCUGGAAAAGCUGUUGGACUCACCUGCUCAGAGCCUGUCAGGUUGGUGGGGGGGGGCAGUCGCUGUGCAGGGACACUGGAGGUGAAACGUGACGGAGAAUGGAGACCAGCGAUUGGUUACUCUCCCUGGACCCUGAAGACAUCAUCUGCUGCAUUCUGCAGAGAGUUAGACUGUGGCUCUGCUGUCUCUGUAGGAGAGAGACAAGAGUCCUCAGACAGACCUGUGUGGUGGAUCAGGUCUGACUGUGCUGAGUCUGGAUCUGCUCUGAGGGAGUGUGCAGAAUCAUAUUCCUCUUCCUCCUUCCUUAAUCUCACCUGCUCAGACUCUGUCAGGCUGGUGGACGGGACCAGUCUGUGCUCAGGCAGACUGGAGGUGAAGACUAACCAGUCUACCCAGACCUGGUCCUCAGUGUGUGAACAGGACUUUGACCAGCAGGAUGCAGAGGUGGUCUGCAGGGAGCUUGGCUGUGGGGCUCCUUCAGUCCUCCAGGGGGCGCUCUAUGGAGACGUGGAGCCUCCAAUGAGGACCAAAGAGUUCCAGUGUGGAGGCCAUGAGUCUGCUCUCCUGGACUGUAGAAGCUCAGGCUCAGAUAGAAACACCUGCUCACCUGGAAAAGCUGUUGGACUCACCUGCUCAGAGUCUGUCAGGUUGGUGGGGGGGGGCAGUCGCUGUGCAGGGACACUGGAGGUGAAACAUAACGGAGAAUGGAGACCUGUGAUUGGUUACUCUCCCUGGACCCUGAAGACAUCAGCUGCUGCCUGCAGAGAGUUAGACUGUGGCUCUGCUGUUUCUGUAGAGAGAGAAGAGUCCUCAUACAGAUCUGUGUGGUGGAUCAGGUCUGGCUGUGUUGAGUCUGGAUCUGCUCUGAGGGAGUGUGCAGCAUCAGAUUCCUCUUCCUCCUUCCUUAAUCUCACCUGCUCAGACUUGCUCCUUCAGCCCAACAUCUCUGUGUCCUCCUCCGUGGUCGGGGUCUCCGAGGAGGACCAGCAGCAGGGGUUCCAGGUGUUCUGGGGCUCCAACUUCACCGUCAGCUGCUCCGUCCAGCCCCAGUACCCAGGAGGCUCCUUCCAGCUCAGCUUCACCUCCUCCACCUCAGCACACAACACCACCCAGCCAGCUGUCAAUCACUCUGCCCACUUCCUGUUUCCUGUUGCAGAGCCCGCCCACCAAGGAAACUACAGCUGUGUUUAUCAGCUCCAUGUUUUCUCUCAUAACUUCUCGUCUGAGAGCCGGGUGCUCUCCCUCAGCAUCAUGGAUCCGAGGCCUUUAAUCAUCAGAGCGACCGUCCUGCUGCUGGUUCUGCUGCUGGAGAACAUCGUUCUUUACUUCUACUGCAGGGUACGGACUCUCUCUCUCUCU